Phacochoerus africanus (Common warthog) is the source of this 4723-nucleotide messenger RNA. It is a transcript of the gene USP38, whose product is annotated as ubiquitin specific peptidase 38. Gene Ontology annotation, cellular component: nucleus; cytosol. Gene Ontology annotation, biological process: protein deubiquitination; ubiquitin-dependent protein catabolic process. The transcript has 10 exons. The record is from RefSeq and is a predicted model, not a curated record. Lineage: Eukaryota; Metazoa; Chordata; Mammalia; Artiodactyla; Suidae. Gene Ontology annotation, molecular function: cysteine-type deubiquitinase activity; cysteine-type endopeptidase activity. The coding region runs from base 535 to 3660 and encodes 1041 amino acids.
CUGUUUGCUGCACUUCUGCAUCCGGGUCAAGGGUGUCCACCUCCACUUCUCCCCGGCAGAUCCGGCACCCUCUGUGACAGCGGCUCUUGACUCUACCCAGGGCGGGUUUUAUCCCGCGACCUGUUGGAGUCCGGACGCCCACACCUGCCACGGGUCGCGGAGGCGCACUUCCUCAUCUACCCGCUCUAAGCCCCGGGGCCUGAACGUCCGCCGCCUCCGGGGGGCCCCGCUGGCCUCUCUGCGCUGAUGCUGAAGGGGACCGCGGGCCCGGGGCAGCGGCGGAGUGUGGGCCUCUGGCUUCUUAGGCCCACCGCUGACGGUGCCGGUUCUUAAGCGCCCCAGGCUUGCCAACUCCCGCCCGGGCUUGGAUGGCCCUCUCUGCCCGAUAAAUGAGGCUACUGAGCAGGCAGUGGCGGUGGUCGGUCCAGCUGCUGCUCUCCAAAUUCACCUCCGUCCCGGGUUUCUCCAGGCACACCUCGGGGUUGUGGCUGCCCGCUCCUUACCACCUGGCCCUGGCUUUGCAGCGUGGCGACAAUGGACAAGAUCCUGGAGGGCCUGGUGAGCUCUUCGCACCCCCUGCCCCUAAAACGGGUGAUUGUGAGGAAGGUGGUGGAGUCGGCGGAGAAUUGGCUGGACGAGGCGCAGUGCGAGGCCAUGUUUGACCUGACGACCCGGCUUAUCUUGGAGGGCCAGGACCCCUUUCAGCGGCAAGUGGGCCACCAAGUGCUGGAGGCCUACGCGCGGUACCACCGGCCAGAAUUCGAGUCCUUCUUCAAUAAGACUUUCGUGCUGGGCCUCCUUCAGCAGGGCUACCACUCGCUGGACAGGAAGGACGUAGCCAUCCUGGACUACAUUCACAACGGCCUGAAACUGAUCAUGAGCUGCCCCUCGGUGCUGGACCUCUUCAGCCUGCUGCAGGUGGAGGUGCAUCGGAUGGUGUGUGAGAGGCCCGAGCCGCACCUGUGCGCCCGACUCAGCGACCUCCUGAGCGACUUCGUGCAGUGCAUCCCCAAGGGGAAGUUGUCCAUCACUUUCUGUCAACAGCUGGUUCGAACGAUAGGCCACUUCCAGUGCGUGUCCACCCAGGAGAAAGAGCUGCGGGAAUAUGUCUCACAGGUGACAAAAGUGAGUAACUUGCUGCAGAAUAUCUGGAAGGGGGAGCCCUCCACCCUGCUGCCUUCCCUGCAAGAAGUUUUUGCAAGCAUUUCUUCCACAGAUGCAUCAUUUGAACCAUCUGUAGCAUUGGCAAGCCUUGUGCAGCACAUUCCUCUUCAGAUGAUUACAGUUCUCAUCAGGAGCCUUACCACGGAUCCAAAUGUAAAAGAUGCAAGUAUGACCCAAGCUCUUUGCAGAAUGAUUGACUGGCUGUCCUGGCCAUUGGCUCAGCAUGUAGACACAUGGGUGAUUGCACUCUUGAAAGGACUGGCAGCUGUCCAGAAGUUUACUAUUUUGAUAGAUGUUACUUUACUGAAAAUAGAACUGGUUUUUAAUCGCCUUUGGUUUCCUCUUGUGAGACCCGGUGCUCUUGCAGUUCUUUCUCACAUGCUACUUAGUUUUCAGCAUUCUCCAGAGGCGUUUCAUUUGAUUGUUCCUCAUGUAGUUAAUUUGGUUCACUCCUUCAGAAGUGAUGGUCUGCCUUCUAGCACAGCCUUCCUAGUGCAGUUAACAGAACUGAUACACUGUAUGAUGUAUCAUUAUUCUGGAUUUCCAGAUCUCUAUGAACCUAUCCUGGAAGCAAUAAAGGAUUUUCCUAAGCCCAGUGAAGAGAAGAUUAAAUUGAUUCUCAAUCAAAGUGCCUGGACUUCUCAAUCCAAUUCUUUGGCAUCUUGCUUGUCUAGAGUUUCUGGAAAAUCUGAAACUGGGAAAACUGGUCUUAUUAACCUAGGGAAUACAUGUUAUAUGAACAGUGUUAUACAAGCAUUGUUUAUGGCCACAGAUUUCAGGAGACAAGUCUUAUCUUUAAAUCUAAAUGGGUGCAAUUCAUUAAUGAAAAAAUUACAGCAUCUUUUUGCCUUUUUGGCUCAUACACAGAGAGAAGCAUAUGCACCUCGGAUAUUCUUUGAGGCUUCCAGACCUCCAUGGUUUACGCCCCGAUCGCAGCAAGACUGUUCUGAGUACCUCAGGUUUCUACUAGACAGGCUCCAUGAAGAAGAAAAGAUCUUGAAAGUUCAGCCCUCACACAAGCCUUCUGAAAGUCCUGGGUGCAGUGAAACUUCUUUACAAGAAGUAGCCAAUAAGGCAGCUGGACUAACAGAGACCUCUUGCACAAGUGACGGUGAGAAGACAUUAAUUGAAAAAAUGUUCGGAGGAAAACUACAAACUCACAUAUGUUGUUUGAACUGCAGGAGUACCUCACAAAAAGUGGAAGCCUUUACAGAUCUUUCACUUGCCUUUUGUCCUUCCUCUUCUAUGGAAAACUUGUCUUUUCAAGAUCCAGCAUCAUCAGGCAGUUCACAUGAUGGUGGUCUGACACAGGGCAGGGUACCUGGUCCUUCAAAAGAACCAGGAGUCUAUAAUCCAGCAACAGCUGCCUUUGCCUGUGACUCAGCUGUCAGUGAAGGAAUGGUGGGCAGUCCUGAUGAGUUUCGCUGUGCUGAAGACAUUUCUGUCCCUAAUGACUCUCGCAAGAUGCUUGUUAAUAAAGACGUACCUCAGAAACCAGGAGGUGAAACCACACCUUCAGUAACUGACUUACUAAAUUAUUUUUUGGCUCCAGAGAUUCUUACUGGUGACAACCAAUACUAUUGUGAAAACUGUGCCUCGCUGCAGAAUGCUGAGAAAACUAUGCAAAUCACAGAGGAACCUGAAUACCUUAUUCUUACUCUCCUAAGAUUUUCAUAUGAUCAGAAGUACCAUGUGAGAAGAAAAAUUCUAGACAAUGUGUCACUGCCACUGGUUUUGGAGUUGCCAGUUAAAAGAACUACUUCUUUCUCUUCGUUAUCAGAAAGUUGGUCUCUAGAUGUUGACUUCACUGAUAUUAGUGAGAAUCUAGCUAAAAAAUUAAAGCCUUCUGGGACUGAAGAAGCUUGCUGCCCCAAAUUGGUGCCCUAUCUAUUGAGUUCUGUUGUGGUUCACUCUGGUGUAUCCUCUGAAAGCGGGCAUUACUAUUCUUAUGCCAGAAACAUCACAGGUACCGAGUGCUCAUACCAGCUGUGUCACCAGCCUGAAACUCUGGCACUAGCCUCCUCCCAGGGUCAUUUACCAGGAAGAGAUAGUCCCAGUGCAAUUAUUGAACAGGAUUUGGAAAAUAAGGAAAUGUCAAAAGAGUGGUUUUUAUUUAAUGACAGCAGAGUGACAUUUACUUCAUUUCAGUCAGUCCAGAAAAUUACGAGUAGGUUUCCAAAGGACACAGCUUAUGUGCUUUUGUACAAAAAGCAGAACAGCACUAAUAGUUUAGGUGGUAGUAAUUCAACCACUGGACUCUGGGUAAAUGGAGACCCACCUCUACAGAAAGAACUAAUGGAAGCUAUAACAAAAGACAAUAAACUAUAUUUACAGGAACAAGAGUUGAAUGCUCGAGCCCGGGCCCUGCAAGCUGCAUCUGCCUCCUGUUCAUUUCGGCCCAAUGGAUUUGAUGACAAUGAUCCACCAGGAAGCUGUGGACCAACUGGUGGUGGGGGUGGAGGAGGAUUUAAUACAGUUGGCAGACUCGUAUUUUGAUGCUGAGAGAGUCUAAAAUGCAAUGGUCACAAAACAUGCGAUACCAUCUAUGACUGUUAAAAUGUCAGACUGUAACAAAUAUCAUAUCUAUUAUUUUUCUUUUCAUUAGACCCUUAUACUUUAAGAAAAUACACUCAGUGCUUGUUUUUAUUUUCUUGGUAAUACAUUUAUUAACAAAAUGCAUCAUGGGAAAAAAAAUCUACCUCUUAAAAUUCCAUUUGCUUUUAUGGUUAGACGUGCUUGACCAAAAAAUUUUCAGAGGAAAAUAUGUACCUGGUCCCUAAUUAAGCUGCAUUAAAUUUAGUAGAGGCAUUUAAAUUGUCCUGUCCUCAGUUUUACUGAAGAAAAAAAAUAGAUUUCAUUUAGCAUCCUUUAUAAAAGAAUUGAUAUUAGAGGUUAAAGAAAUAUUGUUUAAAAAGAAAAUCUUUUAUUUCUUCUGUAGUUAGCCCAUUAUUAAAUUCAAGUCUUUAAGAAUUCUAGAGAUGAUACAGUCUCUCAUGAAGGCAAUAACAAAAAAUAUAUCAAGCUGUAGUACUUUUCAGGUUUGUUCAGUGCUGUCUUCAACAUCACUGUAUCUACAUUUCAAGUACAAAUUUUUUUUAAAAAAAAGGAUUAUUUAUACAUAUGUGCUGAAUUGAUUUUAAGAACGGUGCAUGAUCCUGUAGGAGCAAUGUUUUUACCUAAAAAUUGUUAACUUUGUAGUAUUUCUAAUUGAGGAUUUUAAAAAUUCUAUUUCAGGGAGUAUAUUCUUCUGUGUGUUUCGAAGGAGGUGAGUUCUGUAUGUGCCUUGCAGUACUGUAAUUCAAAAAUAGGAAUCUUUGGCUGCGGAAAAGUUUUUUUUUAAAUGAAAUGUUAGGAAGUAAUUUUUUGUGCUAAUACUAAAAUUAUAACUUUUUGAAAGGUAUUAGAUUUUCCUGAAGUAAAAUCUGAUGGUUCUAAAUAAAUAAGUGUGAUUGUUUGUUUCUAACUCUUAAAAGAAUUCAGAGCAAAUGAACCUAGUCAAGUAAAAAAAUUUUUUUGAUUUUGUUAUCUAAUCCUCAGAAUAUUAAAUAUUGAUCACGUA